Molecule: messenger RNA, 1308 nt
Organism: Jatropha curcas
Lineage: Eukaryota; Viridiplantae; Streptophyta; Magnoliopsida; Malpighiales; Euphorbiaceae
Product: proteasome subunit beta type-4
Cellular component (GO): proteasome core complex
Source: RefSeq, a predicted model, not a curated record
AAAUAUCGUGCGGCCUAAAAGGCCCAUAAAAAGCCCAUCCUAAAUCCAAAUUUAGUAGGUCCAUCUCUUCUCUCUCUUCCUCGACGCUGUCUUCGCCAACAAGUCUGAGAAGAUCUGCUUAUAAACCUUGUAGAAGAAAUUAAAUCAAAUCAAUUUUUCACAUAUAUACUUCUGCUAUUGUGUUCUAGCUAUUAUCCUCUUGAUCAUAAACCAAAGACGGCCGCGGCUAUGGCGAAGGAGACCGGUUCAGAACCCGCCCAGCUUUUGGGCCCCGAAUCUUCUUCUGAAAGAACACUGUAUCCAUAUGUAACGGGUACAUCUGUUGUAGCUUUGAAGUAUAAAGACGGCAUUUUGAUGGCUGCUGAUAUGGGAGCAUCUUAUGGAUCCACCUUGCGAUAUAAGAGUGUCGAGCGAAUCAAGCCUAUUGGGAAGCAUUCUCUUCUUGGUGCCAGUGGAGAAAUUAGUGAUUUUCAGGAGAUUCUACAUUACCUUGAUGAGUUGAUCCUCUAUGACAAUAUGUGGGAUGACGGAAACUCUUUGGGUCCUAAAGAGGUGCACAACUAUUUGACUAGGGUGAUGUAUAAUAGGCGCAACAAGUUCAAUCCAUUGUGGAAUUCACUAGUUCUUGGUGGAGUUAAAAAUGGACAAAAGUAUCUUGGCAUGGUCAGUAUGAUUGGAGUGAAUUUUGAGGACAAUCACGUAGCUACUGGAUUCGGAAACCACCUUGCACGGCCAAUACUUCGUGAUGAGUGGCAUGAGGACCUGAGUUUUGAAGAUGGUGUUAAAUUAUUGGAGAAAUGCAUGCGGGUCCUCCUAUAUCGUGAUAGAUCUGCUGUAAACAAGCUUCAGAUAGCUAAAAUCACGGAGGAAGGUGUAACAAUUUCACCCCCAUAUGCACUGAAGACCUUCUGGGGAUUCACUGCAUUCCAGAAUCCAACAGUUGGUGCUGAAGGAUCAUGGUAGAGCGGUAGAUGAUAGCCUGCUCGGAGGUUAAUCAACUGAACUGCGAGAUUCACUUGAACCAUGUCGGGGUUCUCUUUUAAUCUGCUAGAUAUUAUAUCUGAACCAUGAAUAUUUGCUCCAAUUACUGUGGGUUUCCUUUUUCUGCUUGUUGUAAUGACUAGCCAUCAUGUGCUUUUGGGAAGAAAUUAAAUCCUGCAAGUUGUUCAUGUGGGAAGACCAAUUCUAAUGGAUAAUUUAUUAGCAUUGAUAAGUGAAGUAAGAAAGGAUGGUGGAGGCAUGUGAAUAUAAAAAUAUUCAUAUAAUCAAAGUAAUAUAUAUAUGUCUCGGGAAACACGGUUGCUAUAA